CCCCCUCUCCCCGCGGCAGUUGGUACGUCCCGGGAUCGCCCGGCAGCAGGCGCAGGAGUCGGUGCAGCCCGGGGCCUCACCCCCGCGCCCGCCUCAGUGGUAGAGGCCGCGAUCGUUCCUGUUCGUCAGCGCCGCCGUUGCCUCAGUCGGAGCUCGCUGCCGCCGCCUCCGGGCGCUUCCUACUCCCUCUGACAGUGUAUGAGUGAUCUAUAACCCUGAGCCCGCCAUGUCCACUCCGGCCCGUAGGCGCCUCAUGCGGGACUUCAAGAGACUGCAGGAGGAUCCCCCGGCCGGGGUGAGCGGGGCCCCCUCCGAGAACAACAUCAUGGUCUGGAACGCCGUCAUCUUCGGGCCCGAGGGGACCCCUUUCGAGGACGGAACUUUCAAACUUACAAUAGAAUUCACAGAAGAAUAUCCGAAUAAGCCACCUACUGUUAGAUUCGUCUCUAAAAUGUUUCAUCCAAAUGUCUAUGCAGAUGGUAGUAUAUGUCUGGAUAUUCUUCAGAAUCGUUGGAGUCCUACUUAUGAUGUCUCCUCCAUCUUAACAUCCAUACAGUCCCUAUUGGAUGAGCCAAAUCCUAACAGUCCAGCAAACAGCCAGGCAGCUCAGCUAUACCAAGAGAAUAAGCGGGAAUAUGAAAAACGGGUUUCUGCAAUAGUAGAACAGAGCUGGCGUGACUGUUGACCCAGGAUGAUGCAAAUGAACACUCUGUUGAUGAGGAAAACAAACAAAGUGUCUCAGUCAUCUUUUUCCUCCUAGCAUUUACUUUGAAAGCAGAAUAGCUGUUGUGCUGUUGCCACCCUCCCUUGCUGAAGCUUCUUCUCCUUGGACAUCAGAAAGCACCCACCUUGAAGUCAAAUGUUCUGUACUUGGGUUACUUGCAAAAGAGUUACUGAUGCUGAAUUCAUUUUUUGUGGUCCCUCUCCAGUCUUAGGGCAGUAUUGUGCAUUUCUGUAGUGUACACUAAGCUUUUAAUUGUAAUUGUGUUAUACACAGUGAUGCUUAUGUGUAGCUUGAUAAAGGGAUGUUUAUAUACAUACACAUUUUUUAACUGAUAUUAACUAAAGUGCUGAUCUGUCCAGGCUGGUCAUUUACCUCUACUAUUGGUUUAGACCCCGCUGCAUUUGUAAGUACUGAGUGAAGAAAUAACCUUGUUUCCCUUUUGUAUUGGUUUAUCAGUUCCUUACUCAUGGAAAAAAAACCCUCCAACUCUUGAUUCCAAUUCAAGACUGUGGAAUGCUAGUUACUUUGGCACUUCACACACAAGAUUUAUGUACAGAUAUACGUAAAUCACUACAGUUUUGGUACUUGAUCUUUGCUUAGGGUGAAAACAACCCCUCUUUUUUAAUUUUAUUUUAUUUUAAAGGACGUUCCUACAGAGACUGCUUCAGUAAGUUUCUGUAGUCCUGUCACUGAGGCAUUACUGGACAAAACCAGGUAGAGCUGUGGUACUCUGAGCAAAAGACCUUCCACACUAAGGAAGAGGAAAAACCUGGAGCACUCUAGCAGUGGAAUUACUCUCCUUCAGUGUCUUUAUCCUGCCCCUUGUCUUUACCUGUGAAAGAUAAGUUACUUGGGAUCCAACUUUGCCUCGUGGAAAGUUUGAAUAAUGUAGGAUAAAGGGUAGGCACCUGAGUCUCUGCAGUUUCUGCUCUUUGUAGAUUACUGUGUGGUUUGUGUGAGCUACUGCUGCAUGCUUGAGUUACUUCCAUAAAACUGAAGGGAAACUGUUUUUUCAAUUCUGAAAAAAAAAAUGCCAUUUGUAAGUCCAGACUCACUUUUUUGGUAAGGCCAAGUUUCUACAUUUGGGUACAGUACCUUAAGCAGCAGUGUGGGAUGAGGAAACCUACAAUUGUGUUGUCCACUGUUCCAGUGUCUUUUGUGUGCACAUUGGUCUGUUAGUUGAGAAGUUUAACUUUGCACAAGUAACCCAUGUAAGAAACUGUACAUUUUUCAAAAGUUGUAAAUAAAGUGUAACCUUAGUGCUUAUUGUAUAAAUAGGCAA
Molecule: messenger RNA, 2006 nt
Organism: Phalacrocorax carbo (great cormorant)
Lineage: Eukaryota; Metazoa; Chordata; Aves; Suliformes; Phalacrocoracidae
Source: RefSeq, a predicted model, not a curated record